AUGAGUCAUUCGCAGCCGAUAUCAAUUAAUUCAAAGGAUCUUGAAUCUCCGUCCCCGUUUGUGCAUUCCGCCAGCGAGGCAGAGGCGAAGCCUCGCAAAUGGACGUAUUACCUUUGGGAUACGCUAGACAAGCCAAAAGAGGAGAGAUGGUUUCUGUUCAAGCUUGAUGCUGCUUUGCUUACUUUUGCGUCUUUAGGUUAUUUCAUCAAGUACCUAGAUCAGUCCAACAUAACCAGUGCAUUUGUAUCUGGGAUGAAAGAAGAUCUUGGAUUAUACAAAAACCAACUAAACUACAUGCAAACAUUCUGGACAGUAGGCUACGUAAUCGGCGAGCUUCCCAGCAACAUCAUCCUCACUCGUUUCCGACCCUCUCGGUGGAUCCCCACUAUGGAAGUCAUCUGGGCUGUCCUCACAUUCUCCCUCUCUCGAGCUAAAAGCGCAAGAGUAAUCUACAUCCUGCGUUUUUUUAUUGGACUCGCCGAGAGUACCUUUUAUCCCGGUAUGCAGUAUAUUAUCGGAUCGUGGUACCGCCGCGAAGAGCUCGCAAAACGGUCCUGCAUCUUUCAUACCAGCGCUGCUAUCGCGACGAUGUUUUCCGGUUAUUUGAUGGCUGCAGUGUAUCACCUCGACGGACGGGGUGGAUUUGCAGGAUGGCAAUGGCUGUUUGUCAUUGAUGGCAUCAUAUCUCUACCCAUCGCGCUCGCCGGAUUUUUUUUUCUCCCUGAUGUUCCCGAGAUCUCAAAGCCGUUUUAUUUAACAGAGGAGGAAGUCGCAUUUGCAGUGAGGAGAAUGGAGCUUGAAGGACGCCAGAAACGCCAACCAUACACCAAAAGGAAAAUCCGGAAUAUUUUCACCUCGUGGCAUAUCUACGCUUUGAUGCUGCUGUAUAUUUUCUUUAAUAAUGGCACGGGAAGCGCGACGCCGGUUUUCGCGCAGUUCUUGAAGGCGUCGAAGAAGCCGGAGUAUACGGUAGAGCAGAUCAAUACGUAUUCGACUACGACGUAUGCGGUGCAGGUUUUUUCGACAUUGGUGUAUGCUUGGACGAGUGAUAGUGUGUUUGGGGGUGCUCGGUGGCCGCCGAUCGUGUUUGGGGGUGUCAUGAAUAUCGUGUGCUAUGUGUCACUCGCAAUUUGGGAUAUUCCAAUGCAAUGGAAGUGGGCAUGUUUUAUUCUCUCUGGUACAGGGUACGGGCUUUCGGGGCUGUGUAUGGCCUGGGCCCAUGAAAUCUGCACCCACGAUAACGAAGAACGAGCUAUCGUCAUCGCGUCGAUGAAUGAAAUGGCUUAUGUACUUCAAGCUUGGUUGCCGUUGAUAGUCUGGCAGCAGGUCGAUGCUCCGGAAUAUCAGAAGGGAUAUAUUACCGUAAGUUGUCUUAGCUUUGCUCUUAUAGUAACGGCAUUGAGUAUACGAACUCUGCAUGCGAGGGAGAUUUGA
Molecule: messenger RNA, 1434 nt
Organism: Lindgomyces ingoldianus
Lineage: Eukaryota; Fungi; Ascomycota; Dothideomycetes; Pleosporales; Lindgomycetaceae
Product: MFS general substrate transporter
Exons: 4
Coding region: 1-1434 (477 amino acids)
Biological process (GO): transmembrane transport
Cellular component (GO): membrane
Molecular function (GO): transmembrane transporter activity
Source: RefSeq, a predicted model, not a curated record